Molecule: messenger RNA, 3248 nt
Organism: Styela clava
Lineage: Eukaryota; Metazoa; Chordata; Ascidiacea; Stolidobranchia; Styelidae
Product: kelch-like protein 7
Molecular function (GO): protein binding
Source: RefSeq, a predicted model, not a curated record
UGCAGAAUUUGUCCUAGCAUUAUGAAUAGUAUGCUUGGAAAUCCUUGUUUUCACAGUUGAAUUUCAGAAAGUCGAUUAUCAGAAACCGCAUUAGUCCUAUUACAAGCGCUGGAUGUAAAGCUCAAGGCUACCUAAUACCAACCAAAUAUUUACAAACAUUGUUAGAAAGAUGCAAUCCCGAGUUACUCAUCGAUGCAAACUUUGAUUAAAUAUGUAUGACCCACAUUCUUCUUUACCACAAUAAAAAUGUAAUUUUUGACCCAUUCAUUGAAAAAGGUUCGUCAUCCCUGAUAUAGUCCAUUAUGACACUCUUACUGUUGAAUCAAUUCAUGACAUUUGAAGAUGAUGAAACAAAUAUACAAAUAACAUCUGAAUUAAACAUUUGUCCACUUAUAGUGGGUGGAAGAGUCAACUCGUUUAAAGUUGCUUAUUGUUCAAUAGUUCAUAAAAAUGAAUAUAUUAUUGUAGUAACAAUUAUAGUGUUUGAGAUAUUGGGUCACCUAAAAAUUGUACACUCAAAUUCCAUAAUUAAUGCUUUGUACCGCAACUUCGAACACUCUCAUGAAUACUGAGAAUUGGGAUACAUUACUGUUUAUUUGAGCUUUGCGUUUGAUUUGAUUUAUAUUUAACAAUGGAAUUUAUGAGAGGCGUUUUUGUAUGCCUGCAGGCUGCAGCUGAUAUGGUUGCUAAAAGGAAAGAAAUACCAAUUUAAUAUAAUAUUAGUACGGUAUCAUAUAGCCUACAUACAUUGUCUCAUCUUUACUAGCUGAGUAGCGUGUUCUUCACUUUUAAAUCACUGAGAUCAAAUUUUAAAACUGUAUAUAUAAGUUUCAAUGUAAUUCAUACUGAAAACUCAUAUCUUCAGUCUGUUAUUGGAUGAUUAAAAUUUGAUUAUGGAAGUUGUUAUAGCGGACAGCGAGUACCAGUCUUCCUCACUGGAAAGGAUAAAUAAUUUGAGAGAAUAUGGGCUUUAUUGUGAUUUUGUUAUAGUAGUUGAAGAGGAGAAGCUUCCUGUACACAAAAAUGUUAUUGCUGCAAAUUCUGAUUACUUUCGGGCAAUGCUCAGCCAUGACACAAAAGAAAGCAUGGAGGGAACAGUUGAAAUCCAAGAUGUUCAAAUCAAAGCUGUUAGAAUAUGCAUUGCUUACAUCUACACUGGUAUCGCAUCAUUUGAAAACGAUGAUAUAUUAGAAGUCUACCACACUGCUGAUGUUUUCCAACUUCAUAGACUUGUGACUAACAUAUUGAAACAUCUUACUGAACAAAUGAGCAGAGAGAAUGUUUUCAUUUCGAAGCAAUUGGCCAGAAAAUAUGAUUUCAAGGAUUUGGAUGAAAAAUGUGACAAGUAUGCUAUUGAUCACUUUGUUGCGAUCAUGAAAACUACUGCAUUCCUGCAACUUGAAUCAGAGUAUUUGAUUUAUUUGGUUUCAUCACAGAAAAAUAAGGAUACUCGUGAAGAACAAGUUUGUGAUGCAAUCAUAAAGUGGGUUGAAUAUGACAUCAAGCCUAGAAAAGAGCUGUUUCCAGAACUACUACAGCUUGUUGAUCUGAAUCUCAUGGGUUUGCCUUAUAGAAGACAUCUUGUUGAAAAUGAAGUUCUCAUCAAUUCGAGCUCAGAAAGUCUAACUAAAACAGCUUUGUCUGUGUUCAAAUCUCAUCUCAAAGUCUCUUCUUUGAGCUGUGAUCAGACAGUUGCUCCAUCCUAUCAAAACAAAGUUGUGGUUCUUGAUGGAUCUCCAGAAUUCAUCAGAGAGUAUGAUGGCCAUAGAAAGGUUUGGGAAGAAACAGAGAUAGUAAGCAGUGAUGCCAUCAGUGGUUGUGAUAAUUAUAGUGCUGUUUAUGUUGAUCCGUAUAUAUUCAUCUUGUCGGAUGAUAAGUCAGUAUAUCGACUCAAAUAUACGAAGGAUCCAAAUGCUAUGUGGAUAAAGGUGUCAAGUAUGCUUAAAGAUCAUGGUGCAAGACCACCUGCUAUUGCACAUGAUGGUGCAAUUUAUGUUAUAGGAUUGGGAAAUGAAUCACCAGGGAAAACUACAGCAUCAGGUGAGAAGUACUCUGUCCCAGAGGAUCGUUGGACACCUCUACCUGAUAUGUCUGAAGAAAAAGACAUGAAUGCCUUGGCUGCUGUUGGUCAUAGCAUAUACAGCUGUGGUGGUCUGCUAAGAAAAACACCUUUAAACACUGUUGAGAAAUUGAAUCUGAAGACAAUGCAUUGGCAAGGAGUUGCAUCAAUGAAGACUCCUAGAUAUGGUGCUGCUGCGGUGACUUAUAAUGACAAGAUUUAUGUUAUUGGAGGUGAAAAUACAACUGUUCUAUCAUAUGCUGAAUUCUAUGAUACCAUCACUGGUGUAUGGACCGACAUCUUGCAAAUGACAAUGCCUAGAAACUAUUGUCAUGGAUUCGUACACGACAACAAAAUAUAUGCUGUUUCUGGAAUAUGGGGGACCAAUUUUUUUGGAGAACCAGUGGAAGCUUAUGACAUAGAGAAAAAUACUUGGGAAAGACAAACACGUUUCCUGGCACCAGUGAGAGAGAUAACUUGGGUUCUUUCAAUGUGAUCGACAUAUUCUGUUAUAGCUGCUGUGAAAGAAUAUUGAAUAUACUAUUCAAUUUUAAAUCACGGAGGAAGUUACUACAAUAUUGUUUCUAAAUUAUGAGUAUUCAAACUUCGAUUCAUGACAUGUUUAAAAAAGCUUUGUAAAUAUGUUAGCUAUACAUAAUUUAGAAUUGUAUAUUUCAAAUCAAAUAAUUUAGUGGGAUUUAUGUUUGCCAUAUGUUUACACAACGUACCGUAGUUCCUCGUUUUGUUGAAGUUUAGUCACUGCCAAUUACAAACACUGCUUUUUUGUUUUGUCUCACAUUUUGUUCCUUUUCAAUCAUCCGUUUGCUCCAGGCUUGUCAUUAAUACAUAAGUUGUAUUCUGUUUUGAAUGUCUUUCAAGUUGACCUAAUUUGCAUUGAUGAAAAAUAUUUUGACCAAAGAGCGAGGGACAUAUUCCGCUCAGUGAUUUAUACACCAAUUGCCUUUAUUUGCUAUAAAAAAAUCAAAUUGGGAUAUUUACAUUGCAAUAAUGAUUGAUAUUAUCUAUAAAAGUGCUGUAUAAAAAAGUUUUCUGUCUGGCAUGUAUGCCAGAUUCAGGAUUUCAAUAAAUUAUUCAGAACUUAAAAUGUCUCUUGGGCCUAUGCUGCUUUUUUGUUUUGUUAUGAUGCAUGACAUAGUUAAGUGUAAAAUCCUGUAAUUUUUUGUGUAGA